GGUCACCUUCCGCGGUGCGUGCGUACGCGGUCGUCUCCAUCCGACCCAACUCCAACUCCAACUCGUCUCCCCCGAUCAUCCAAAACCAGACCAAAAUAACAAAUCUCCCCCAUCGAUCCCAACUCCCCCACCCGAUCCCCUCGCUCGGCUGUUGCCUCCUCCUACCCGAAGCCGCGCCUUCCAACGAGAUUCCUCCCCUCCUCUCUCCAAUAACGCUAGCCGCCGCCGCCACCGCCACCGCCGCCGGCGACGAAUCCGCUGUUGUUGUUUUGCCUCGCAGGCGUUUUGAGUUUCGGUUGCCAGUGUAGCCAUGUCCAUGUUCAAUAGGAUCUUCGGGAAGCCCAAGGAGCAGGCCAACUCCAAUGCCUUGGCCACUCUCGACAAGUUAAAUGAGACUCUUGAUAUGCUGGAGAAGAAAGAAAAAGUGCUGGAGAAAAAGGCAGCCGCUGAGCUUGAGAGAGCCAAGGAAUUCUCAAAAGCAAAGAAUAAAAGAGCGGCUAUCCAAUCCUUGAAGAGGAAAAAACUUUAUGAGCAACAAAUUGAACAGCUGGGAAAUUUUCAGUUGAGAAUCCAUGAUCAGAUGAUCAUGUUAGAAGCAGCUAAAGCUACAACAGAGACUGUUGAUGCGUUGAGAACUGGAGCUGCAGCUAUGAAAGCAAUGCAAAAAGCAACAAACAUUGAUGAUGUCGACAAGACCAUGGAUGAAAUUAACGAACAGACUGAAAAUAUGAAACAAAUUCAAGAUGCUUUGUCAGCUCCUCUUGGAGCUUCUGCUGAUUUUGACGAGGAUGAACUGGAAGCGGAACUUGAAGAACUGGAAGGAGCAGAGUUGGAAUCUCAGCUUCUGGAGCCUGUUGCAGCUCCUCCGGUGCAUCCAGUGCAUGUCCCAGCCAACAAGCAACCAGCUCGCCCUGCUCCACAGAAAGCUACAGCUGAAGAUGAUGAGCUUGCUGCACUGCAAGCUGAAAUGGCAUUGUGAUCAGGUUUCCAAUGAAGAGGUGAAAUGUGUAUAUGAAUGGCGUUAUGCUACAAAGAUGAAAGCUGAGUCAGGCUUUAUUAUAUUUGCCAUGUGUGUAUAAUCUUGGUGGAUAUUUGGCAACCGAAGCAGAAAAAAGGCUGCUCCAGCCAGUGUUUGUUUCAGUGAUUUUGGGCUCGGUUCACAGACAAUUUAGUUAAUGUCGCCCGGUUAGCUCUAUGCUAACUAUUCAGGUGACCAACGUGCAUUGUUUGUCAUAGUAUUGUUCAUUUAACCAUAUUGUCUGGAGCCAUGUAAGAGUGUGGAACGUAUAAAGCCUCGGGGUUCACAUUUGAUGUCCCGGUUCGCAGCUAUUUCAACCUUUCAAGCAGCAUAUGUUUCCUUGUUGCA
Messenger RNA from Sorghum bicolor (sorghum), 1366 nucleotides. RefSeq names its product vacuolar protein sorting-associated protein 32 homolog 2. The record is from RefSeq and is a predicted model, not a curated record. Lineage: Eukaryota; Viridiplantae; Streptophyta; Magnoliopsida; Poales; Poaceae. The coding region runs from base 311 to 979 and encodes 222 amino acids. Gene Ontology annotation, cellular component: cytoplasmic side of plasma membrane; multivesicular body; ESCRT III complex. The transcript has 8 exons. Gene Ontology annotation, biological process: vesicle budding from membrane; late endosome to vacuole transport via multivesicular body sorting pathway.